Molecule: messenger RNA, 990 nt
Organism: Symphalangus syndactylus (siamang)
Lineage: Eukaryota; Metazoa; Chordata; Mammalia; Primates; Hylobatidae
Product: Fanconi anemia core complex-associated protein 20
Biological process (GO): DNA damage response
Cellular component (GO): Fanconi anaemia nuclear complex
Molecular function (GO): K63-linked polyubiquitin modification-dependent protein binding; ubiquitin binding
Source: RefSeq, a predicted model, not a curated record
UGGGGCGGGCCGGGCAGCCAUCGGGGUAACGGAGGGGGCUCCGGCCCAGGGGCUGCCUGGACGGGAAAGGGGACACGGGCGGGGCUCCCCCACCUGGGCCCCCACCCUCACGCCAGGCCCCCCUGUGCGGUGCAGGACGAAGGAACCCUGGCCUCAGCUUCCCUACAGGCUGGGAUCAGGGACCCUGGUGUUCCGACUGUUUCGGAAGGGGGCGGCCUCACUGCAGAGGUCUGGAGGCGGGGCCGGGGCGGAGGCGGGCCCUGGAUGGGCGAGGGCGGAGCUUGCGCUCACUUCCGCCUGGCGCGGGCUUGGAUGGAGGCGGCGCGGAGGCCGCGGCUGGGGCUGAGCCGUCGGAGGCCGCCUCCGGCGGGCGGGCCUUCUGGCAGCCGCCCCUGGUUUCUCCUGGGGGGUGAUGAGCGGGAACGGCUCUGGGCCGAGCUGCUGCGCACGGUGAGCCCAGAGCUGAUCCUGGACCACGAGGUGCCUCCACUGCCCGCCUUCCCUGGACAGGAGCCCAGGUGCGGCCCGGAGCCCACUGAAGUCUUCACUGUCGGACCCAAGACCUUUUCCUGGACACCCUUUCCGCCGGACCUGUGGGGUCCGGGCCGCUCCUACCGGCUGCUUCGCGGGACAGGAGGGCACCUGGAAUCCCCCGCCAGGUCCCUGCCACAGCGCCCGGCACCUGAUCCCUGCAGGGCCCCCAAGGUGGAGCAGCAGCCGUCUGUGGAGGGUGCCGCGGCCCUGCGCAGCUGCCCCAUGUGCCAGAAGGAGUUCGCCCCCAGGCUGACCCAGCUGGAUGUUGACAGCCACCUGGCACAGUGCUUGGCUGAAAGCACAGAAGAUGUGAUAUGGUGAGCGCCAUCCUGAGAGCCCUGCGCAGUGUGUGAUGCCCGGACACGCUCUCCCCCGCCAGAAGCCCCGCCUCUCGGCUCCCCCGCAUGCGCAUUAAAGCAGGGCGGGCGCCUGUCUGUCUCUCCUGUUGUGUUGAAA